Messenger RNA from Paramecium octaurelia, 653 nucleotides. The record is from the annotation of a GenBank genome assembly. Lineage: Eukaryota; Ciliophora; Oligohymenophorea; Peniculida; Parameciidae.
AUGUAAUAAGACUUAAACUGAGCUUUAGCUUAUUAUUUACAACCUUAAUUGUACCAAAACUAAAUACCGUUUAAUUUUUAUUGGAGACCUCAACAUUUACUAAAUAUAAAUUUUAUUGUUAAUAAUCCUCCAAAAGGAUAAAAUAAUUAUAAUACUUUAUAGAAACCUUUGAAAUUUCUCAUCCAAAGCCCUUUUUUUCAAUAUUUGAACAAGAUAUUUUUGAUAAUAAUUAUAUUUCUUGUAAAAUUUGCUAAAAAUGAAUAACAUUGAAGAUUUUGAUUUUUACACUCAAUAUAAAGAAGAUGUAAAGAACGUAAGUGUUGGGUAACGAUUUUUAUUAGAUAGAUGCUUAAUGGAAGGCCAAAUAAAACUCUAUCGCAUAGUUAGGGUGGAGAUUUUGAUUACCUUAAGUUCUACUAAAAAACCCUUUAAGAUUUGCUAGAUUAAAUUAUUCAAAACCACUAAAUAUCUGUUUCCAUUGGCAUAUAUUGGAAAUUUUCAAUAUGUGCCAAUCAAUUGCAAAUUAAUAAAUUUAGAGGAAUUAUAAACUCAGCUCAUUGACCAUUAUUAAUAACAAUAGCAACCAAUUGAUGAAGUACAAUUAAUCUUGAACUCUUGUCGAUGAUUAUAUGAUUUAUAUGUGUGAAAGCGAA